AUGGAAGAAGAGGUCGAUUGGGGAGAGGGCGACGGCUACUCCGACGACUGCCUCAGCCUCGGCGGCGACGAUAUCGACGAUGUUGCCGCGGCCGACACCGCGAAUGAUGUAACCGCCGCACCCGCCGACACGAAGGAGGACAGCAAGCCGGUCGAGCAGUCAAAGUCUGACGCUGCUUCGGCGUCCGCAAAGGCAGCGAAGGAGCCCCCGACUGGUCCCAAGGCGGCGACGCAGGCGCAGUCAACACCGACUGAGCAGACAAAGGACGACAACGCUCCGUCCAAGCCUUCCUCGAUCGACUCUCAGAAGCCUUCAACCUCGUCAUCCUCUGUUAACGGGCACCCCGGCAGGCCCAUCGCGAACGGCAGGGAGCGCCUCCCGCCCGCUGCGCCCCGCGGCACCGUCAACGUGGUAUCGGAGCCUAGCGGACCUCCCCCCGACACGCACGAGGAGUUGAGGAAGCCCCGUGGCAAUGAGGACCGAGGGCCGCCACUGCCCGUCGGCUGGCAACGCGUGUGGAGCAACACCCAGUCUAAGUACUUCUUCCACCACCCCGAGACUGGCGAGACGACGUGGGAGCGCCCCAAGAACGAGCCGGAGAGGAAGCCGGAUGCGUCUGCGCCUGUGCCGUCGCGAGAGCGUUCCCCGCGAAAGCGCAGCCGCAGCCGCAGCCCUGCGCGUCGUGACCGCGAGCCGCCCCGUGGCCCCUCAAGCUCGACCGAGAACGAUGGUCGCCCGCCCCGCGCCUGGGGACCUGGAUCCGCCAACGCGACCACGUCCGCCCCGAGAAUGGACGACCGACGUGCACCUCGCGACGGUCGCGACAGAGGGUGGCCGCAGAGGCCUCCUGUUGACGAUCGACGUGACGCCCGCGACGCUCGCGAUGCACGUGACGGCAGGCCCCCUCGCGAGCCCCGUGGACGACGAGACCGGGACAGGCGCGACGAGCGGGACCGCGAGCGUGAGCGCGAGCAACGACGGGAUGAGCCCGGGCGCGACGAGCGUCCUUCCGAGACGGCACCGACUUCGAACUCGCUUCCUCCGAAACCGGAGCAGCCGACUGCUGCAUCUGCGACAAACGAGGAGGCUGAGGCACUCAAGGCGCGCCUGCGCUUGAAGGAGGAGCUGCGCAAGCAGGAGGAAGAGAUGAGGGCGGCUCAGGAACGUCUUCGUAAGCUGAAGGAGCAGGAGGCUCAGCUGGAAGCCUGCGUUAAGGCUCAGCCGCCGGCGGCGGCCUCCGGUCUUCCCCCGAAGCCUUCAACCGACGCCAACGCCGGACCCAGCACCGCUGCGGACACCAGGGCAGUCGAGGGCAACGGCUUCGGCCCCAACACGCCCAACGCGCCCAACGCGGCGGGUGCGGGCGACAACCGCCCUCCGCCAGCUUACGGCCCUGGUGCGCGGGGCUCUCUUCCGAACCGACCCUUCCCUCUCGUCCCCGAGCGUCCUGGUCUGAGCCGGCGCGACUCGAGACGGAGAGAGCGUGAGAACGGCGGUUUCGACGGACGCCGCGGCUUGGGUGGUGCGGACAUGUACCGCCCGUCUGGUGGACGGUCGCCGCCGCGUGAAAGAGGCGACAGGAUGGACCGCGAGAGGGAGAGGGAGAGGGGCAUGGACCGCGAGCGCGAGCGCCGUGACGAGCGCCGCGAUGAUCCCCGCCGUGACCAGCCUCGCCGCGACGAGCCGCCGCAUCGUGAGCGCGACCGCCGCCCGAGAGAGCCCGCCCGUGACGCUCGUGAGCCGCCUCGCGAUGCCCGUGACGCUCCUCGUGAUGGCCCUCGUGCCGCUCCGCGUGAUGCUCCUCGUGAUGCUCGUGAUGCAGCGCGCGAGCCGCCACGCGAACCGCGCGGAGGUGAUCGAGGCGAGUCGCAGCGCGAGCGCGACGCUCCGAACUCUCGUGAACCGCCUGCUGCGCCUCGUGAGUCCCGCGAGUCUCGUGAUGCGCCGCGUGAGGGCUCUGGCAAGCCCGACUCGCGCGGCAAAUCGCUAAGCGACCGCCUUGGCCCGCCCGUCGACCGCAAGCGUCGUGAACCUGAGGACGGUCUUCCGGCUGGUGUGCACCCGGAUCGACUGAAGAGGAUGCGCAGCCCGCGGCGGCGAUAG
Trichosporon asahii var. asahii CBS 2479 is the source of this 2103-nucleotide messenger RNA. RefSeq lists its product as uncharacterized. Gene Ontology annotation, molecular function: protein binding. The record is from RefSeq and is a predicted model, not a curated record. The transcript has 4 exons. NCBI's taxonomy places the organism in Eukaryota, Fungi, Basidiomycota, Tremellomycetes, Trichosporonales, Trichosporonaceae. Bases 1 to 2103 code for a protein of 700 amino acids.